AUGGAGGGUGUGGCUGCAUCCGUCCUGUCGAGCGAGUGCUUCCUAGCUUGGUACUCUGAGCAUCUCUGGAAAGAUAAGCGGUAUCCUCAGUGCAGCAUGCUCCCCCUGCUGUGCAGGGAAACGCGUGAUGCAGACAGGAAGGGAAACCCUAGGCUUGUCCUGCGAUUCUCGUCGGAGAUGGACGAGUCCGGAGCGGUCUGCAGGGCUGUGAGGUCGGGGCUGACACACUUGGCUAUCUGCAACCCCUCUGAUCCCUUCAGAGGCAGGAAGAUGAUGCCGUGGUUUGAGGUGCUGAGAGAUGCAGAGAAGACCCGUACGCUGUGCGAGCUGGUGCUGGACCUGAGGGGUAUGUGGUUGGAACCUUCCAAGUUCGAUUUCAGGGAGCUAGGGAGCAGCGACAGGUUUCCAAAGUUGACCACAUUGGUGGUGCUGAUAGAAAGAGGGGUCGGCACUCUUUUCGAGAUGUUGCAAAAAACUCUUGAUAUCAAGGACUUUUGUGUAGAGACACCUUGGGCCACGCUCGUUGCCUGUCCAGAGUCGAGUAGCAUCUCGCUGGUGGUGGGGGCGAUCAGAUGGGUGACCUGGGAGGAGGUCAGCGCCCUGGUAGAUCUCCUGACGUCCAGAGAGGAUUUCUCUAGGAUGCACCUCACUUUACAGAUACCUCACUGGGAGCACUUGGACAAGAUGAUGAAAAUCGUCAAGCAAGGAGAAUGGCAGGAUGUAGUCGUCGACUUGCUCAUCGAGACGUUACACGAUGAGAUACCGUGCUGGUUCGGAAGGAAUCGGCUCUCUCUCAACCUCCACAAGCACUAUGAGUUUGGGGGCAAAAAGUCAUACCCAGGCAGCCUCUCGUAUUCACCAGGGAAAGUGUAUUUGGACUCUAAGCAGUCAUGGACAAAGUUCUUCGUCGAGUACCUGGUAGAUGCGAACAUCGAUGUAAAGGUCAUCUGGAACUUUACCCUGGCGUGA
Messenger RNA from Klebsormidium nitens, 969 nucleotides. Lineage: Eukaryota; Viridiplantae; Streptophyta; Klebsormidiophyceae; Klebsormidiales; Klebsormidiaceae. The record is from the annotation of a GenBank genome assembly.